Xenopus tropicalis (tropical clawed frog) is the source of this 1111-nucleotide messenger RNA. It is a transcript of the gene cfap20, whose product is annotated as cilia and flagella associated protein 20. The record is from RefSeq and is marked provisional. NCBI's taxonomy places the organism in Eukaryota, Metazoa, Chordata, Amphibia, Anura, Pipidae. Gene Ontology annotation, cellular component: axoneme; centriole; nucleus.
GAGGCGCCAUAGCAACGGCAGCGCGGUCUGAACACAGGGAGACAGAGAGAGGCAGAGCGCAACCGGCACCGGGCUAAACAAUCAUGUUUAAAAACACCUUCCAGUCCGGCUUCCUGUCCAUCUUGUACAGUAUCGGCAGCAAACCCCUCCAGAUCUGGGACAAGAAGGUGCGGAACGGACACAUCAAGCGAAUAACAGACAAUGACAUCCAGUCGCUGGUGCUGGAAGUUGAAGGGACAAAUGUCAGCACCACGUAUAUCACAUGCCCGGCAGACCCUAAGAAGACAUUGGGCAUCAAGCUUCCCUUCCUGGUCAUGAUUAUCAAAAACCUGAAGAAAUAUUUUACUUUUGAGGUGCAGGUACUGGAUGACAAGAAUGUGCGCCGGCGUUUCCGGGCGAGUAAUUACCAGAGCACAACGCGGGUGAAACCGUUUAUCUGCACGAUGCCGAUGCGCCUGGACGAUGGCUGGAACCAGAUCCAGUUCAACCUGUCAGACUUCACCCGGCGCGCGUACGGAACCAACUACAUCGAGACGCUGCGUGUGCAGAUUCACGCAAACUGUCGGAUCCGCAGAGUUUAUUUCUCUGACCGCCUGUAUUCUGAGGACGAGCUUCCCGCUGAAUUCAAACUCUAUCUCCCUGUGCAGAACAAAGCAAAGCAAUGAGACCGUGUGGUGUCACCUCCGGAAAGUGUUUUUAUAUUUUGACCAGAUCCAUCAGCGCCCCCUUCCUCCCAGACUAAUGAAUUGCAUUUAAUUAGCCCAUGUAUGUUUUGUAAUAAAUCUCUGCUCCUAUUGGCUGGUCCCUGUGUGCUACCGUAGGGCCCCUGACUCCAGCCAAUCACAAGCAGUUCCACCAGUUCAGUUAUUGCAUUUUGUGCCUUGAUCAGUUAUAGAUUUCAGAAGAAACACAAUUUAUAGCUGGAAAAGAAACAACUCGUCCCUUUGUCAACUUUUUCAGUUUAGUCCCUUUAUUAUCCUGUACGGUGGCCCUGGGGGCCCAAGUGACGACAGAUACUGAAGUAAGGAGAUUUAGCUCCCCCUGUCAGUUCAGCUGAAUCCGUUUCCAUCGAGAGAUGAAGGUUUAUUUCUGUAUUAAAUAUUCUAAUUUA